Dentiscutata erythropus is the source of this 434-nucleotide messenger RNA. Lineage: Eukaryota; Fungi; Glomeromycota; Glomeromycetes; Diversisporales; Gigasporaceae. The record is from the annotation of a GenBank genome assembly.
CAAAAUGUAAUUUUACCAAAAACUGGAAUUCCAAUAAUUAUGAUUAUAUAAAUUAUAUUUUACAUAAUGAUUUAUCCUUCGUUACGGAGCCUUGUACUCGUGGUCAAUCCGGUCCCUUGCGUGAUUGUGGAUUUCGUGUUCAGAAUAAUACAAUAGAAUGUACUCCAGGUGAAAAUGUCACUUUAGAUUUCUACCUUGGAGGAAGUAAACAAACACCUUCAGUCACUGUACGCAUUUGCGAAUCAUCUCGGGUAUUGGGUAUUUCUACCCAUUGCGAGUAUGUAUAUGCUUUGGCGAUGACAGUUGUUGAAUUGUCUUCAACUAAAUCAAAUCCUGCAAAAGUUACUUUUCAAUGUCCAGUAGCUCGUGAUGAUAUUGAAACUGGUGGUCUUUACUCAAUUUUAGUUGCACCUACUUUUAUUGAAGAUGAGGUU